CGUGCGCAGCUGGGGAAGAGAGCGCUGCUAUCAGCGGGGCCAGGCGACUUCCAGCCUGCCAUGGCCUCUGGGGCACCUGGGGAGCGGUUGCGCGAGGAGGCUAGGUGCCCGGUGUGUCUGGAUUUCCUUCAGGAUCCGGUCAGCGUGGCCUGUGGCCACAGCUUCUGCCUCAGGUGCAUCUCGGAGUUCUGUGAGAAGUCUGACAGCGCGCAGGGCGGCCUCUAUGCCUGCCCGCAGUGCCGGGGCCCCUUUGGGCUGGAGAGCUUUAGGCCCAACCGGCAGCUGGCUAGCCUGGUGGACAGCGUGCGGCAGCUGGGGCUCGGCGCGGGGCCGGUGGGAGUGCGCCUGUGUGCGCAGCACUGCGAGGAACUGACCCUCUUCUGCGAAGUGGACCAGGAGGCACUGUGCUGGGUCUGUGACACCACUGCUGAACACAGGAGUCACCACACCAUGCCUCUGCAAGAGGCAGCUCGGUGUUACCAGGUAAAGCUCCAGAGGGCCCUGGAAAUGGUAAGAAAGAAGAUGGAGGAGGCCUUGACUCAGGAGGUCAAUGUGGGGAAGAAAACUAUCAUUUGGAAGGAAAAAGUGGAGAUGCAGAGGCAGCGCUUCAGGCUGGAGUUUGAGAAGUAUCGUGGCUUCCUGGCCCAUGAGGAGCAGCUCCAGCUGCGGAGGAUGGAAGAGGAGGAGCGAGCCACCCUGCAGAGACUGCGGCACAGCAAGAACCUUCUGGGGCAGCAAAGCAGGGCUCUGAAGGAGCUGGCUGAGGAGCUGGAGGAGAGGUUCCAACGCCCAGCUCUGGGGCUGCUGGAGGGUGUGAGAGAAGCAUUGAGCAGAAGUAAGGAUGUCACACAGCUGGAACUGGAGAACAUCCCCAUGGAGCUGAAGACAAUGUGUCACAUCCCUGGGAUGAGGGAAAUGUUGAGAAAGUUCCAAGUUGAUGUCAAGCUGGACCCUGUCACAGCGCAUCCUAGCCUCCUCUUGACUGCUGAUCUGCGCAGUGUGCAGGACGGAGAGCUGUGGAGGGAUCUCCCCAACAACCCGGAGCGAUUUGAUACAUGGCCCUGUGUCCUGGGUUUGCAGAACUUCUCCUCAGGAAGGCAUUACUGGGAGGUCAUGGUAGGAGAAAGAGCAGAGUGGGGUGUAGGUGUCUGUCGAGAGACGGUGCUGAGAAAGGGGGAGACCACACCCUCUCCUGAGAACGGAGUCUGGGCCAUGUGGCUGCUGAAAGGAAAUGAGUACAUGGUCCUUGCCUCCCCAUCUGUACCUCUCCUCCACCUGGAACGGCCUCACUGCAUUGGGAUUUUUUUGGACUAUGAAGCAGGUGAAAUCUCCUUUUACAAUGUUACAAAUGGGUCUUACAUCUACACAUUCAACCAACUGUUCUCUGGUAUUCUCCGACCUUACUUUUUCAUCUGUGACACGAUUCCUCUUACCUUGCCACCUAUGACAGAUGUGGAGUCAGAAAAUUGGGCAUCCAGGGGUCAUCUUUACUCUGCUUCUAAUGUUGGACAUGAUCAUUCCUAAAAUUCUGUUCCUGAGAAUUUUAUGCCUAGCAAGUUUUCCUGGAGUGGAAUCGGGAGGAUGCAAAUAUGCUAAGCCCCCAAAUGUCCCCAUUUAGAUCAGCACUUUAAUCCUUAUUGCUAUGGACAUUUUUCCAUGAGGACAAAACAGAAAAUAUGAAAUAUUUGCAUCUGGAGGAGGAUUACAGAGCAUAAUAAUUUUAGAAAUGCAGCAAUCUCCUCAAGUCUUUCCAGGUGGUGCUACAGAUUUUCUUGAUGAGGGUUUCUUCAAGUGAAUGGACCUGGUGUUAAACAAAGAUUUCUAUACAUUCAUUAUAAUUUCACAUUCAUUUUUAUAUCCUUUUGUUCCAAGUCUUCGAUAUAUUGAGAAUAAGAAAUGUCAUUUUUUUUUUAGAAAUGGCAAUUCCUAAAUUCGUGGAGAACAGUCCAAUACAGCAUCAGAUCUAUAAUUCUGUUUCUCCCUCUCCUUAUUUCCCUUCUCUUCUCUCAUUCUUUCUGUGUGUUU
Messenger RNA from Leopardus geoffroyi (Geoffroy's cat), 2025 nucleotides. RefSeq names its product tripartite motif containing 58 (gene TRIM58). Bases 61 to 1524 code for a protein of 487 amino acids. The record is from RefSeq and is a predicted model, not a curated record. The transcript has 6 exons. Lineage: Eukaryota; Metazoa; Chordata; Mammalia; Carnivora; Felidae. Gene Ontology annotation, molecular function: protein binding; zinc ion binding.